UCGUUUCUACGAUGCCGCAGAUUCUUCUCUUACGCAAUCCGUCUCGUGUUCUUACACCCGUGAAAACAGUCGUAAGGAUCAUACUCGAGUCAGGGUUGCAACUUUUUUUACGCGUUUCAGCCAUAUCUUUCGACGUCUUCGUCGAAAGGGGUUGAAAAGAGGAAAUAGGUAAGGACGCGAGUCGAUCAGCCAUGAGAGCACGAUCGAUCCAGCGUUGUCGUUAUUUUUGUACCUCGAACACAAAGUGGACGUUGCUCCACGUUUACGCAACGUCUGUGCUUCUACAACCGUGAAAACACGAUCUUGUUACAAGGACCAAGGGAAGAACCUGCCGGUUCCUUCGAAAUUUCGUUAUGUUACUCCCAGACAGUUUUCUCGUGGAAUGUUUUCCUCUACCAUAUCCGAUACUUUUCGCCGAUUCGGUGCGAUUGUAUAAUAUUAAUUUCAUUGUAUGCGUUUUCGCAUUUUCGCGGGGAAGAUGCUCUAGAUUAUUUCACCGAUCCCAUCGAUCUGAUAGCUAGGUUUUUUGUUUUCGUGGGAUUCUCUGCAGAAUGGAAAAUCCUCGUCACGUGUACCAGUGCCGAAAUCACUCGGUCUUAUCUCGCACAGUGUAUCCAAGGUUUAACCACGCUGCCUUCCUCCUGUGUAUUACACCCGAAGAAGUUUGUUUUUUAAGCUCUUAAGAAAUUUGUCGAUUCGAACGAUGACAGAACACGAUUGGAUCGAGAAUGAUUUAGUGGGAAACAUGCAGGUUAAUAUCUGUCACUGACCAUCCUGCGACUUAUCGAAUUAAAGUAUCCGGCCAAGUUACUUGUCAUAUCGAUUUUCCGUUUUUUCUCAACAUCCUCCGAUAAGGCUAGAUACAAGAAUUCUUCCAUUUCAUUUUUUCUGCUACGAAGGAAGAUUUCCCAAUAAAAUUGAAAGUACGCGUUCGUUACCAUUUAUCAAGUACAGGAGGUUACAAUCAAGUGAGAAAAAAAGAAAAAAAAAAAAAAGAAAAAUAUAUAUAUCUCUCAAGGAAAUAGGAAGCUCCAAAGUACUUCCUUUCUUCCGAUCGAGAUACCUCGAGGUACGACGUAGCUAAACAGGCGGAAAAUAGAAAUCUCGCACGAUCAAAUCGUUCAUUUGCAUGCCGUAGUCUGUUCCAUCCUCUUCUCGGUAGCCCCUUAAUUUUCGAGGCGCGUUCAGUGCCAAUUAGCGGCGCAUAAUUGCUGACCGCGAACAUUUCGAGAUUGACAUGCAAAUUCCAUGGUAUUAGAUAGCUGAUUUUAGCCACGGUUCGCAUACUUUACCUUCGAAUCGAGUAACAAAAUACUGCGUCGUUUUCAAAUAUAUCCUGCAGCGAUUUAUCAAACGUUCGUGUAGUUUACAAAGUAAAACGGUUGCCACGGCUAAUACUAAGACGCCACUUGUGUAACGAUCGUGUAUUUUAGACGUGAAAGAAGAAUGGACAAGAAGAAGAAAGACAAGAGGAGGAUAGUUGUCGUUUUGAAUUAAAUUAUUCUUAAUUAUAUAUCACGCCGAUUACAAAAUCCGUGUAACGUUCGUGGGAAGGUCCGCUCGGCUGUUUUACGAUUGAAAAUAGCAGGCAAUCGUAUCUCGAGGGAAACGCCAAGCGUCGACGAAGAAGAAAACUUUUGUUUUCCUCUCUUGUUAAGAAACCUGUUAUUAAGAAUGUUAUAGUCGCGUUAAAAAAUCUCUUGGUGACUCCCCGAUGCAAGACUGGUUCUAUCGAUGCUUCAAACGCGUUAUCGCGCAACGUAUCUGUUAACGUUGCUGUUUCCAAUGCUGUGUAGCGUAAAAGCGCAGGUGUUGUCGCGGUAAGAAUGGACGAGACCGUGUGUUUUUUUUUUUUUUUCAGAAACAGGCGAUCAAAAGGGGACCAUUUGUUUUAAUGGACACUUUCGUCAGACGGUUACUCUAUAUUCCGAAUUUUCACACGCUCGGCAAUGUUCAGUCGCUAUAAGCCUUCGUAAUUUCGUAACGAGUUGACUUCCGAGCAUCUUUCCUGUCGCCGUACAAAAGCGACAUGAAAGUUUUUUCUCACGUUUCUACCACUGUGUCGACCGAUUAAAUAUUUAAUUACGAUAUUACGGGAUUAAUUACUAACCAAAGUAUGGGGCGGAGUAUCGUCAAGUUUGUCGUAUUAGCAAUCCGAUCGUUCUGUUUUCCAUCGCCUGUUUCGUGGUGGUGACAAACUAGUAAUCGCGCGCAACGAUCAUCGGUCGAUUCUCGACGCGUUUUCGAAUCUAUCGUUAGAAAUCCUUAUCGAUUUAGUUACGCGUCCGCCGAUUGUCUAAUUAUUUUAAUUGAUAUCUCGAUUUUUAUCCGCAUCUUGGUACCUGUGCAUGUGCGCACAAUCGAAGCUUCGCUAUUCUUUUUUUUUACGUAACACUCUGUUGGUAGCGUAUGGAUUUUAUUGUAUCCAGAGUUACGUAAGCAAUAUAACAUCAAUUAUAACGAAUGCUAGGAAGCGUCUUUCGACUCGCUUUGCUAGCAACGCAAGCUACGCGUUCGCCAAUUUCUUCGCUUUUAUCAUCGAUAUCUGUGCUUACGAUAUCUCUGACACGUAACAUCGUUGCUGUGUGUUUUACAAUACAUUCCGGUUGUGCUUGAACGAGACUGGCCGAGGCUGUCCCACAUUCGGUAGCGCGACACCUGUUCGUCGGCAAAUUAAUAGUCACUCGAAUCUCAUUGUAAAACGAAGGAGCGUAGUAACGGAGAAAUGCGAACGUUCACAGCGACGAGAGCGAAUCCUUCGAUUCGAUAAAACAAAGACCGUUGCGAUUAGAAAUAAAACUGCUAUUUUCUUCUAUCUAUCUUCGUUCGAACAAAUAGUCCAUUUCUGUCUUAUUCGUGACUGUUGGCGCGCGAAGAUAGAAUCGCCGUUGUUAUCUCGCUUACUUGAGAUUUAUCAAAAGUUUGGCGAUAACAAUAGACGCGUAUAUACGUACGUGUGCGUGGUGGCAUCGAGCUCGUGCUGGCGACUCGUCGCGCGUUUUAUCAGUCGACGCGAGUCGGAGCGAGCUGCGGUGUCCCAGAUUUUCAGUCGCACGUAUACGCGACGGUGCAUAGCACGCAGCCGGUUGUCGAUCGUUCGCCGAUCCUAGAUCGGUCCAUCCUUAGAACGGUUUCGCGGUUGAACGGGCGCGGAUCGAUCGAUCGGUAGCUGCAUCUACGGUUACGUUUCCGGAUACACGGAAUCGACAGAGUGGCCCGGCCACAGUCGCGUUCGUAUCGAGAUCGCGUUCGCGCUUCGAAACACUCAUCUUCGGAGCAAGAGUUGAUAAUUCGGUGUGUUUGUCAGUGAUGUGGAUCGUCGAACGAGUGGCAACUGCCAAGGUAAAUAACAGCAAGUAUCGUUUAUCACGCGUAUACGUUUUAUCCGUACGGCGAUGCAAGCUGCAUCGUCGAGGCUGUUCCUUCGUAAUCUUCGGAUGACACUGGUCGUUGCGUCUUAUCUCUUUACGAAGGUUUAGUUCGUGUCUCGUGUUUCACGGAGACAUCCUCUUCAGAGAAACGAUCGCGUAUCGAGGAUCGUAAGAUUUCGUUAUCUUCUUUAUAUAUAAUGGGUAUUUAUCGACGAUAAAGACGGUGAUAGGAUCUUUAGAGAAAUAAAAAUCGCGCCUGAAUUUUUCUCCUAUAUUUCUUCUUUUCUAGUUGCGAUAGUUACCGAUCUACUCAUCUUCUCCUUCCGCGUUUUUGCCGAAGAAAAAGAGCGGUAUCGUAGAAUGGCGAGACCGUGGGAAAACGUGGGAGGGAACGGCGAUGAGUUACGAUGUAUCGUUGCGUUUCGUUCGGAUCGAUAACGAGAAAUCUGCUCGCUCGCUAUCGUCCGUAAUAUCGGUUAAUUGGGAGAUACGUGGCGCGUUGGAAGCGUAAUUAAAAUAAAGCAACAUUGUCGCGAUUAAAAAGAGUAAAUAUAGCCAAGUGUAUGGUUUAAAUUCCAACAGCGCGAGACGCGCGCCGUUGCAGUUUGUUCGUGACACGGGUAUAAUAGCUUCCGGUCAGACACACAUCCACCGACGUUUCCGGUAUCGUCGUUAUCCUCUCGUGAACUCGAAGCGAGAAGGGAACUCCUCUCCUUCCCUGUUUCCCGCGUCGGACAACGGCGUUCCCUCAAAUUUCUUUUACGAUCGUGUACGUUUCGACGUCGAUGUUCGAGAAUUUAGUUACUUGCCCGCGGAAUUGAUAAAGUCCGAUAUCUCGAUGCGUAACGGAAAUCUUGGAAAACCGUAAUAACGAUCAGUGACUAUCUGCAGCUUCGUUUCGUUCUCGAACGAUACCGUUACUAUUAAUACUUUACUUCUUGCUUCUCUUUGCAUAGAUAUCUUCGAAUCGCACGAUAAAUCUUUGCGCCUUUAUCGAAUAUUCUCCAGGCUGUCGCGAGAACCAGUUUCUUCGCAUUAGCGUCAGACUACGCAUGCAGUUUAGAACACCCGGUACGUGAACAGGCGCGUUAACAGUUCUAGCGUUGUACGCGGGUGUAAUUGGACGACAGGUGUAGAGGCGCGAGCAACAUACAAGGUGCCCGAAAAUAAAUUUGUCCAGCUUUUGUCGCGCCAUACCGGUGUUAUGGUAUUCUCGACUCGAGUCGGUUAAACUCGCUCGCGUAUCGCUCUUUAUUUGCUCGUACGAGUUUCCUUCUUCUAUUCUAUUUAUGGAAAGUUCGUUAUCGGGUUUCGCGAAAGAGAGAAGAAUGUAGCCGGAGUAAAAUUUCACGAACGGCUCUCCGACUCGACCUUGGUUCUUGAAUUUCUGCGCUCUCGUCCCCGGGAGCGCGGAAACCAGCGCACGUUUUCGAAACGGUAACUGCACACACGGAUUCGCGCCGACGCAACGCGGCGUAAGCUCGAACAACAGUAUGUCCACACCUGACCAACGGACGGAAUACGUUAACGAAUCCCUUUUCACUUGACUAUCGGUCACCUGACGCGUUUCCUGCCCGCUCGAAGCCAAGCCCCCCGUACACAUUUAGGAUUCUCGAUAGCAUCGUGUUUUAUGUGCACCGGCGCAUCCGUUUCGUUCGAUUAAAUCUGUGACCGGGGACAAUGACUGGUUUUGUAUAAAAUAGAGCAGGUGAAACGACUCUUUGUACCUCGAGUAUCCUAAGCGACGUGGCACGAUACGUUUUCCAAACUUGGACAGAGUUUGGCUUGACUUCUAUAUUUGCGAGCGAAACGAUCGAGAACUGGCCGCACGGAAAGAGAGCGAAAGCAACGAUCGAGCUGGAGCGCAAGGUGCAACACGUGCUGCGCGACAGCUGUUUUCCGGUUUAAGCCGAGACGUUAAGCACGUUUUUAAUUUCGCGGUUGAACGCAUUUCGGAAUACAACGAUGACGAUAAUAACGUCUACGAGGGGUCGGUCGGUUCUCCCUUCUGCUCGUUAGGUCGCUGGAAAUUGCUCGAGUGUUUCACUUACCCGGCUCUCCGUACGUCGUAUACGUAAAAGUUACGCUUUGCACUUUGUUUGGCAUAACGAGAUGGUCUUGUUACGAUUACGGGGAACGACGACCAGCGUUGAUUCAGAUGCUCAGCCACCAUAUUAAUCGGCUUUGGAAAUUGGAAAGUAGAAAAAAGCGUGUCGUUUAUUUGCAGUAAAAACUAACCUUGCGAGUAAAUUAUUUGUUUAUCGAGAAUUUGCAUCCAAACGGUAAAACUGAGACGCUUACCGAGAGAUUAGGUUUCUGAGAGGCUCGAUAUUUCGUAUUGUUCCCACUAAUUCUAUUACGUGUGAUUAAAGGAUCACGGUGACACGAACAAGGCCGAUUUGGAGCAAGUGAAAAUAGUGUUCUGAGGACAGACAGGAUCGAGAACCGUCAUGGAAGACGAGGACUUUGGUUUUACGAAGAGGUCUGACGGUGUCCUGAAGAAUGUUAACAACGAGUUAAACGAUUCUAAAGAUGCGACGAAAAACGACGAGGACGGGGGAAACGGUUAGCGGGCAUAGAUCAGUGAUGACAGCGCCGUUAUUCGGGGCGACCGAGACCGGAAACGCCGUCCCUCAGCGGCCAGCGACCGCCUCUUCGUCCUCUCCGGCUUCCUCAGUCGUUUCCAACCCGCCGAACAUACCGAACGUGGUCGAGUAUCACCUGAAAGUGAAGCCCGGACAAACACAGAGAAUCUGUCCACUCGAUAACAGUACCAAAGGUCAAGAGCUGAACGAUAUGAAGAAGGACAAAAGUCUCGCUUCUUCCACCGACAAAAAGAAGGACCUCGUAUCAAAAUUGUCUCGUCUAUCCAUCGAUAACAAUGUCUUCGAGGGUUCGACGGAUCUUCCUCAGGUGUUCCAGGUGAAAUAUCUGGGCUCUCACGAUGCCAGGGGCCUCUGGGGCAUCAAGCACACGAGGAGGCCCGUCGAUAAUAUGGUUGCUGCCGCGAAAGCCUUACCGACCAACACCAUGCUCCCUCUGACCAAACUGGUCGUCUCUCAAGAAGGCGUUGCCCUGCUGCCUAUCGAGAAAAGGAAGCAAGACUCCAACUUUGCCAGGAUAUACGCCAUCGAAACGAUCUCGUACGGUGUUCAGGAUCUCGUCUACACGCGUGUCUUCUCCAUGAUCGUUGUACGCGAAACGGAGAAUUUCAGGAGAGUUUCGCCGUUCGAAUGUCACGCUUUCGUUUGCGAAUCGAAACAUCACGCGAGGCAGCUCACCUGCGCUUUAGCCACCGCUUUCGACAUUUAUUCGAGAACCGUGAAGGCGCAGAAUCAAAUGGCUGAGAUGGCAAGCAAGAACGCGAAGAAAAGGUUCGCCAUCGAUCUUAGAAGUCCCGAGGAGAUCGAAGCCGAUUUAGCCGUGGAUUCUGAGGCUUAAAUUAGGUUCUUCUCCCCGAUGAAAUUUUUACUCUCUCUAUUUUGCUGUUGCAAGACUGCUACGGCGAAUCGACGAGAACUAGUGUCAUGCAGGGGUGUAGGACAUCUGCUCGGUGGACGACACAGGGUACACGUUGUCGAAAAUAUUUAAUAUACGUAGAUCGCGUUAUAUCGAUAGAUACAGGGUGAUUCACGGGGGCAAGAAUCGAUCGGAGACGUAGAAUAAAACUUGUUCGUACUUGUGGCGCCUCAUUUUCCAGAGUAAAACGUAGAAUAUCGAAAGAAACGGCUUUUGGUCUAUAUUUUCGACCCGUUUUUACGCGAGCAAAGAUCGUGCGUGCUUUUUGGUUGCUCCACAAUUUCGGAAUCUUCCUAUACAAGUCCAUUUAAGAAAAACGUUUAUACGCUAUACGAACAAAAGAUCAGUGGCCUGAUCUUCUUCUAAGAAGAGUCUUAAAGACGCAAACGUUUAUAUCGUCGUUUGUUUUUGGUUUAAAGAGAGCUUGUAUCUGUAAGUGAAUUAUUUAAGUGCUAAGUAUUAUUUUUUUACUAUUGUUAUAAGAAUUAUAUUCGUGUAGUCGUACUAGGAGGCCAGUGGCUAUCAGGUAUAGAUCAGAUCAGAAGUGUACAUACGUUGAUUUCGAUUAUCUUUCUUUCGACUGAAAUGUACUUGAAUCAGAGUUCCGAUACGCGCUUUAGGUUUCUCCUGACAAAUGUGAAAGUGUGUGUGGGCACGAAAGUUGACGUAAUUAUUGUGGUUAAUUAUUUUAUCGGAAUUUAUGCAUCGGAGGAAUAGGCACCGCCUAUCCACGAUAUAAUGGCUAGUUAUCCAAAGAUACAAAAUAGAAAAAGAGCCGAAGAUUUACCGAUUCAUUUCGGUGACUUUUGCCAUCUCGUAUCAUAUUAUCCGAAUUUAAAACAAAAAGAGAUUGGAUUUUUCUCUAGCCGCUUUGCACGUGUGCGUGUGUGUUUUUAGUUUCUUUUAUUUUUUUCGUACUUUCGUUAAUGUACAGUAACCGCGUCGAAUACUAAUUCUUCUAUAUUAUGUAAUUUAUUUUCGACUUAUUUUAAGCCACGAGAGACCAAUAUCGAAACAUAUCAAUCGUUGUAAAUAAAUGUUUAACGGAAAUGUCGUCGUUAACGUUCUUUAGCUUCGUAAUGAUUACGUAAUAAUUUCGACGUCUUAUUUAGCCGUUAAGUUAAUCUUUGCUUUUCGUUGAUUAUUACCGCACCGUCGUAGUUUGUGUUUCUUUCUAGGCUUGGGACAUUUGUGUAACUCCUUUCCGCGCGUGAUUGCUUAAUUAUAAAUAUGGAAAUAGCAGUAUUAGUUACAUGUACGACAGCUAUAUGCAAUAAAUUUGUUGCAGACGCUUCAACUCCUUUAUUUCAA
Bombus huntii is the source of this 8201-nucleotide messenger RNA. RefSeq lists its product as uncharacterized. Lineage: Eukaryota; Metazoa; Arthropoda; Insecta; Hymenoptera; Apidae. The record is from RefSeq and is a predicted model, not a curated record. The transcript has 4 exons. Bases 5904 to 6812 code for a protein of 302 amino acids.